CCACAUUGAGCAGCUCGGCUUCAGUCCGCUCAGUAACAGCGAUCAGUGGCAGGAAUCGGAAGAACCUGGUCAUGAUAACACAGCCAGGAUGAGUUCUAAUGAAGAUAUUAUCAUGGCGAUUCCCAGAGAGCUUACACAAAACCCACUGCGGAAAAUAUGGAUGCCAUGCAAGAACGGGCUGCCGGAAAAACACAUUUCUCAAAAGAGAGUUUGCAUGACCAACUGUCCUACUCUCAUUGUGACGGUGGGCUUGCCAGCGAGAGGAAAAACCUACAUCUCUAAAAAACUCACACGCUACCUCAACUGGAUUGGUGUACCAACAAAAGAAUUCAAUGUGGGACAGUAUAGGAGGGAAUGUGUGAAAAUCUACAAGAGCUUUGAAUUCUUUCGUCCGGAUAAUGAGGAAGGGCUGAAGAUAAGAAAGCAGUGUGCUUCGACAGCACUCAAUGAUGUCAGACAGUAUCUCAGUGUUGAGGGUGGCCAUGUUGCUGUGUUUGAUGCUACGAACACAACCAGAGAACGAAGGGCCACCAUCAUGAGAUUUGCAGAACAAAAUGGCUAUAAGGUGUUUUUUGUUGAGUCUUUGUGUGAAGACACCAAAGUUAUUGCAGAGAACAUUGUGCAGGUGAAGUUGGGAAGUCCUGACUACACUGACCGUAACACUGAAGAAGCCAUCCAGGACUUUAUGAAGAGGAUCAAAUGCUAUGAAAACAGUUACCAGCCACUGGAUGAAAACCUAGACAGAGAGUUGUCAUACAUUAAGAUAAUGGACGUGGGUCAGCGGUAUUUGGUGAACCGCGUGCUCGACCACAUUCAGAGCAGAAUCGUUUAUUAUCUGAUGAACAUCCACAUCACGCCACGCUCCAUCUACCUCUGUCGCCAUGGAGAGAGUGACCUAAACGUCAAAGGUCGUAUCGGAGGGGAUUCAGGCCUGUCGCCCCGUGGUAAAGAGUUUGCUCAGGGUCUAGGGAAGUUUAUUCAGGAUCAGAAUAUAAAGGAUCUCAAGGUGUGGACGAGUCAGAUGAAGCGGACCAUUCAGACCGCUGAAGCGUUAGGUGUACCGUAUGAACAAUGGAAAGCGCUCAAUGAGAUUGAUGCUGGCGUGUGUGAGGAGAUGAUGUAUGAGGAGAUCCAGGAAAAUAUUCCUCUGGAGUUCGCCCUCAGAGACCAGGACAAAUAUCGGUACCGCUACCCUAAAGGAGAGUCUUAUGAGGAUCUGGUCCAGAGGUUGGAGCCCGUCAUUAUGGAGCUUGAACGUCAGGAGAAUGUUUUGGUUAUUUGUCAUCAGGCUGUUAUGCGUUGUCUACUUGCCUACUUCUUGGACAAGAGUGCAGAAGAGCUUCCGUAUUUGAAAUGUCCUCUACACACAGUCCUGAAGCUUACUCCUGUGGCUUAUGGCUGUAAAGUGGAGUCAAUCUAUCUUAAUGUAGAAGCAGUGAACACUCACAGAGACAAACCUGAGAAUGUGGACAUCUCCCGUCUGGCAGAAGAGGCUCUUCUCACUGUUCCGGCCCACUAUUGACCUAUGACAUUACAAACUGUUCAUCAGCAACACUCCAUCAUGCUCUUCCAUCCUUUUUAUGUGACUCCUCUUAUUGGUUUCUUUGUGUUUGAACAG
Rhinichthys klamathensis goyatoka is the source of this 1618-nucleotide messenger RNA. RefSeq names its product 6-phosphofructo-2-kinase/fructose-2,6-biphosphatase 4b (gene pfkfb4b). Gene Ontology annotation, biological process: fructose metabolic process; fructose 2,6-bisphosphate metabolic process. NCBI's taxonomy places the organism in Eukaryota, Metazoa, Chordata, Actinopteri, Cypriniformes, Leuciscidae. The record is from RefSeq and is a predicted model, not a curated record. Gene Ontology annotation, molecular function: ATP binding; fructose-2,6-bisphosphate 2-phosphatase activity; 6-phosphofructo-2-kinase activity. The transcript is spliced from 14 exons. The coding region runs from base 89 to 1522 and encodes 477 amino acids. Gene Ontology annotation, cellular component: cytosol.